Messenger RNA from Lycium ferocissimum, 1309 nucleotides. Its product is annotated as histone acetyltransferase GCN5. Gene Ontology annotation, biological process: chromatin remodeling; positive regulation of transcription by RNA polymerase II. NCBI's taxonomy places the organism in Eukaryota, Viridiplantae, Streptophyta, Magnoliopsida, Solanales, Solanaceae. Gene Ontology annotation, cellular component: histone acetyltransferase complex. The transcript has 8 exons. The record is from RefSeq and is a predicted model, not a curated record. Gene Ontology annotation, molecular function: histone H3 acetyltransferase activity. The coding region runs from base 93 to 1244 and encodes 383 amino acids.
AAGAAAAGUCAUUUUCUUUUUAAAACUUAAUAAUUCAAGCAGAAAGCCUACUCCGUGAAUUUCAAAAUUUGUUAGAAUCAUCAUAGUUUGAAAUGGAGGGUCAGUUGACGGGUCGAUCUCGGAGUUCACAGUCUCCAUCACCUUCACAUUCUGCUUCUGCCUCAGCAACUUCUUCCAUCCACAAACGCAAGAUGGCUGCAUCUGAUGAGCACGCGCCUCCUUUCCCCUCUUCCUUCUCCGACACGCGUGACGGUGCUCUCACCUCUAACGAUGACCUAGAGAGCAUCAGUGCCCGUGGUGGCGGUGCUGAUUCGGAUUCCGAAGAUGAUUCGGAAGAGGUGGUUGGUGAUGAUGAGGAGGAAGAUAAUUAUGAUGCUAUGAGGAAUUUCACUGCGUCGAGGUUGGAGAAUACUAGUAGUGGGAGGAGGAAUAGUCAUAGUAAGAUUAAGAGUGAGGCGGUGAAGAUUGAGGAGGUAGUGAAAGAGGGUAAUGUUGCCACACCUACAGCAGCUAGUGCUACUGUUACAGGAGGGGCGGUGGUCAAGGAGGAGAGUAUGAAGAAUAUUUUUACUGACAAUUUACAGACUAGUGGUGCUUAUACUGCAAGGGAAGAGACCUUAAAGAGAGAGGAGGAAUCAGGAAGACUCAAGUUUGUAUGUGUUUCAAACGAUGGUGUUGAUGAUCAUAUGAUUUGGUUAAUAGGAUUGAAGAAUAUAUUUGCAAGGCAACUCCCGAACAUGCCUAAGGAAUAUAUUGUUCGUCUUGUGAUGGACAGAAACCAUAAGUCGGUCAUGGUCAUCAGACGUAAUCUGGUGGUUGGUGGUAUAACAUAUCGUCCAUAUGCCAGCCAGAAGUUUGGCGAGAUAGCUUUUUGUGCAAUUACAGCAGAUGAACAAGUUAAGGGUUAUGGCACCAGACUGAUGAAUCACUUAAAGCAGCAUGCACGCGAUGUGGAUGGGCUGACUCAUUUUCUAACAUAUGCUGAUAACAAUGCCGUUGGUUACUUUGUCAAACAGGGAUUCACGAAAGAGAUUUAUUUAGAGAAGGAGCGUUGGCAAGGGUAUAUUAAAGAUUAUGAUGGUGGAAUCCUUAUGGAAUGCAAAAUGGAUCCAAAGCUUCCAUAUACAGAUUUAUCUACUAUGAUACGUCGUCAAAGGCAGGCAAUUGAUGAAAAGAUAAAGGAGCUAUCAAAUUGUCAUAUUGUCUACGAAGGAAUUGAUUUUCAGAAGGUAUGCACUUUUUAGCUCUGAACAAAGAUCCAUCCUUGAUAUUAAUUUAUCAUUAUUGCAUUGGUCUAAUGUCUUUUGUA